Molecule: messenger RNA, 873 nt
Organism: Apodemus sylvaticus (European woodmouse)
Lineage: Eukaryota; Metazoa; Chordata; Mammalia; Rodentia; Muridae
Gene: Prtfdc1
Product: phosphoribosyl transferase domain containing 1
Exons: 11
Coding region: 1-822 (273 amino acids)
Biological process (GO): purine ribonucleoside salvage
Molecular function (GO): hypoxanthine phosphoribosyltransferase activity
Source: RefSeq, a predicted model, not a curated record
AUGGCCGGGAGCAGUGAGAAGGCGCCAGACUCCGGGCGAGGCGUCGUGGGCGCGGCUCUGCAGAAGCCAGCAGCCCGACUGCCCCAUGCCUUGUCUGUGACGGAAGACAAGCGUGAUAUAGAAGAGAAGAGAAGAAAAAUACGGUCUCCUAAUCUCAUGCUUCUGGAUAACUGGCCAGGAUAUGAUUUGGAUUUAUUCACGUACCCACAGCACUAUUAUGGUGAUCUAGAGUGUGUGCUCAUCCCCCACGGCAUCAUAGUGGACAGAAUUGAGCGGCUGGCUAAGGAUAUAAUGAAAGACAUAGGCUACCAUGAUAUUUUGGUCCUCUGUGUACUGAAGGGAGGUUACAAGUUCUGUGCUGAUCUUGUAGAACACCUCAAGAACAUCAGCCGGAAUUCAGAUCGAUUUGUCUCUAUGAAGGUUGACUUCAUCAGACUAAAAAGUUACAAGAAUGAUCGAUCCAUGGGUGAGAUGCAGAUCAUCGGAGGCGAGGAUCUUUCAACACUGGCUGGAAAGAAUGUCCUCAUUGUUGAGGACGUUGUUGGAACCGGGAGGACCAUGAAAGCCCUGCUCAGCAGCAUUGAGAAAUACAAACCCAACAUGGUGAAGGUAGCCAGUUUAUUGGUGAAGAGGACAGCCAGAAGCGACAGCUUUAAACCUGACUAUGCUGGAUUUGAGAUUCCAGAUGUCUUUGUGGUAGGCUACGCCUUAGACUACAACGAGUAUUUCAGAGACCUUAAUCACAUUUGUGUGAUCAACGAACACGGUAAAGAAAAGUACCGAAUAUGCGAAGCAAAACUCAUCAAUGUCUUUCCUAGAUAAGGCCGUUCUUCUACCUUGCUACUCAGGAAGCCAAGAGUGUAAAGUCUGUCU